GUUUCUACCAGCGGCCCCGAUCCCUCGUUCCUAGAGGCCCGCUCCGCACUCGACCACCAAUUCGUUUAAUUAAUCGCCGGCUCCGAUAUCCAUUGGCCGGAAAAGCGUCCAGCGCCGUUGACAACUCAAGGUCGGUGGCGGUCUCGUUCCCGGGAAUCCCACUCUCCGGUUGGGGUUUGGAGAUUCGGCUGACCUAGGCCGCCCCUCCACAUGGCGGCCGCGUCGCCUGCCCAGGGCAACACCGGCGCCACCACGACCGCCGGGUUCGCAGCUGCGCACACGCCGCCGAAGACUCUUCGCGGCCUCAACAAGCCCAAGUGCAUACAGUGCGGCAAUGUCGCCCGCUCCAGGUGCCCUUAUCAGUCGUGCAAGAGCUGUUGUUCCAGAGCACAGAAUCCUUGUCAUAUCCACGUGCUCAAAGCAAAUGCAACUUUCCCGGACAAGACCCCAGCUUCAAGCCCUCCUCUGUUUAACCAGCACUCCACUGAGCCAUCGUCAGCCGGGAGUUCACUCAGAGUUGCAUCUCUUAGGCAACUUUCAAGUAACUUUGCUCAGUUCAAUAAUGUCCAUAUGCCAGUCCGUUCUAGGAAACCUCUAACUAAAAAGGAUGUUGCAGCCAUAAAUGAAUGGAGGUUUUCGAAGUUAAAGGAAUUUCAGGACAGAAACAUAGAAUUAGAAAAUGAAUCCUUUGAUCGGUACCUGCAAAACGUUGGCCUCCUCAAGGAGGUCUUUUCCGUGGAAUCUGUUGCAGAACAUUCAGUAAGAGAUUCAUCUGAGACAGAUUCUAACCCUGCUCCUUCAGAGAACUCCGAAAGGAUGAUUUUGGAGAUGAAAUUGAAGUUAAGAUCCAACGAAACAAGGAAAGAGAACUUCAGAAAGAGGAUUCAGCAUAUUGUUGAUCGGGGUUUAAAGAAGCUUAAAAAACGAGAAGUGGGAGAUGAUUUCAGUGAUUCGGCCGACCAAAAUGGGCUCAUUAAGAGACCCAAGUUGAAAACUCUGCAUGUUGAGAAGACCUCAACUAUUGUAGAGCUUAAUGAGAAGCUGAGCAAAGCUCGAACGGAGGAGGAUCUGAAAUCUUGUUUGGAGUUAAAGGCUCAGUUGCUUAAUCCUCAAAAGGGGUCCACUGAAACUGCAUCAGAGAGCACUGAGAAAUCUCACGGGCAGGUCGAGGAGGAUGAUGGAGUGGUCGGGCAGGCCUCUGCUUAUUUCCAGCCAAAAUUGGUUAGUCCCGUCGAAAUUGACCAGCAAACCGUCAACUGCAUUGAUGCGCAAUUUUCUUCCCUUGAUCAGAUAGAGGGUGUGUAGAUUUUCAGAAGCGCUAAAGAUAAAUGAGUCUGUCGAUAGAUGUUGUGUUCUAGGUUUAUCAUAGGUCAUGAAUUAUGGUAGAAGUUGUAUCAUUUUAUGCUGAGAUAAAUCCCCUGAUGUAGUUUCGUUACUUCCCCCUCUCCGCUUCUGUCUCUAGUGAGAAACUCCAAUAUGUUUGGCUGGAAGGAUUCGGAGGCAGAUGGAAGGAGAUGAUUCGGGGUGAUUCCUCGAAUUCCAUGUAUCGGGAUAGGAAUUUUUUUCGAAUUAUGAUUGAUGAUGAAAUAAUUAUUUUGACACCGUG
Punica granatum (pomegranate) is the source of this 1606-nucleotide messenger RNA. NCBI's taxonomy places the organism in Eukaryota, Viridiplantae, Streptophyta, Magnoliopsida, Myrtales, Lythraceae. The record is from RefSeq and is a predicted model, not a curated record.